CUUGGACGCAUCGCUACCGUGUAGUUGACCUAAAAAGCAGCGGCGUAGUAGUGCCGCGCGUCCCUACUUUUGGGUUGCAUCUGCUUUCGGUAGCUCACGAUGCUGGCCCGGGCAGCUUGCCUUCUGGCUCGCCGUGCGGAGCAGGCCCAGCUGUCCAAGCAGCUGGUCCGCUCCUUCUCGGCAGCCGCAGCCUCGCAGGCCUCUCCUAAGGCAGACUACAAGCUGCCUACUGCUCCUCUGCAACUGAGCGGGACCUCCGGCGCUAUCGCUACGCUAGCGUGGCAGGUUGCGGCUAAGGAGAAUGUCCUCACCAAGGUGCAGGACGAGCUGUACCAGCUGGUCGAGGUCUUCAAGGCGCACCCGGAGAUUCGCCGCCUUGCGACGGACCCGUUCGUGCCCGCGGCCUUCCGCAUGAAGGUGGUGCGCGACAUGUUCAACACCAAGGACGUGACUGAUGUCACCAAGCGCCUCGUGGAGGCCCUGGCCGAGGAGAACAGCCUGAGCGCCAUCGUGCAGGUCACCAUUGCUUACGAGGAGCUGAUGCUUGCCCACCGGAAGGAGGUGCACUGCACUGUGGUCACCGCGCAGCCCCUGGACGAUGCGGAGCGCACUGUGUUCACCAAGCAGGCGCAGCAGUUCGUGGAGCCCGGCUUCAAGCUGGUGAUGAAGGAGAAGGUUGACCGCAAGCUGCUGGGCGGCUUCGUGCUGGAGUUCGAGGACCGCCUGGUCGACAUGAGCAAGGCCAAGAAGCUUGAGGAGUUCAACAACCUCGUCACCAAGCUGGAGAACGACCUCAAGUAAACUUCGAAACCACAGGUUUACUAGACGGUUGCUGCAGGGAUGCAGGAGAUGCGGGCUUAUGAACCGGGAGUAGGGCCUGGCUGGCGGUCAUGGUGGAGGACUUGUGCUGCGCGCUGCUUGCAGCAAGUCAAUCUACUGCAUGAAGGAUGCGAGCCGAAGCCAAGUGUGUGACGUUUAGGGAACAGGCGCAGAAGCAUGUUGCGAUUGGUCGUGUUUGACCUUUCGUCAACUGAGCCUGCGAGGCUGAGGAGGGGUGCUGCAGGUCAGCGCUUGGAUUGUGUAGACAACGGUUGGGUGGUGCGCUUUCGGGCUGUCUGGUCGCCACCGACCGCUCCCCAAGUGGAGGGCGUGUUGUUACGUGUUCGGACCCUUUGCCGAUCAGCGCGGCUUUGUAAUGCGUGACACCGCG
Messenger RNA from Astrephomene gubernaculifera, 1210 nucleotides. NCBI's taxonomy places the organism in Eukaryota, Viridiplantae, Chlorophyta, Chlorophyceae, Chlamydomonadales, Astrephomenaceae. The record is from the annotation of a GenBank genome assembly.